Molecule: messenger RNA, 3094 nt
Organism: Neoarius graeffei (lesser salmon catfish)
Lineage: Eukaryota; Metazoa; Chordata; Actinopteri; Siluriformes; Ariidae
Exons: 6
Coding region: 193-1389 (398 amino acids)
Source: RefSeq, a predicted model, not a curated record
GAAUGUGGGCGGCUCAUGUCAGAUGCCUUGAAGUCUGCGCGACAAGUUUCAGGCUUCACUUCCUGCUCGGUGCUGACAGGUGAUGACAGACAGGUAGGAUAGGUGUUGCACCGAGCACUAAGACAGCACACAGGUUUUCCCUCAGACGGAGCUUGACAGGCUGUGCCACUACUAAGGCUGAAAGAUUGACAGAUGAAUCUGUACAGGAGUUUUGGAUGUUUGCUGGAGACCUGGGUCACUGAGGGUUACCCGGUUGAAUCGUCAAGCUCAGGAGAGGGUUUGGAAAAAAAUGUUGACCCAAACGGCAGUGACUCAGCGUCUGCAGACUCUCUGAGACUCACAGGCGCUCCUGUCAGGUCUGAAUCCGAGGACUCUGGAGUAGAGUUGCCAUCUGUGGUCCGUUCUUUGACCUCCCAGCACCAUGUUCUGACCUCACAGGUGUCGCAGCUUGGAGAGGAUGAUUUACGACCUUUGUUUUCCUCACCAGCUCUUUCUCACUGCUCCUCAUCCUCAUGUUUCUCAGCAGUACUGAAGGGAAGUUUAAAGCCAUCUGAAGCAGCCGGGCUGAAGGUGGAGGAGGCGUUACGGAGAACAGAGCCAGAUUGGAGGAGAAGUGUGGAUGGUAGCCUUCGACGUCGGUGUAACACAUCGUCGAUAUCCAAUGGGUCUUUUACACCCUCUAUACGCUCCAGAGUUGGAAGUGUAGGGUCAGGAAGGCCUUGCAUACAACCAGGUGAUGAGCAGAGAUCGUCAGAAAGUCCCAGAGUAACACACACACCACAAGAACCUGCUGUCAGUACCAUAAAGCCAGAAGAGCAGGCUGCAUGCUCCAUUGGACCUGAGUGGGACCAUCUGCCUCCUGGGUUUCUCUACCUGGAGCAGAUGUGCCGGAUGCUGGAGGAGAUCGCUCGGCUGCAGAAGGAGAACCACAACCUGCAGCAGGUGAUAAAGAACAGCCGAAAUGAGACGGGAGAGAUGGAGAUGAAGGUUGUCUGCCCACAAAAAGCUGAUAUCACCUCCACAGAUGGUGAGAAGCUUGACUUCCCGGAUGCCAAGUAUGGACCACGACGUUCUUUGGAGGCUUUCCGUCGAAGGACUGUGUCUGAUACGUGGACUUUUAUCAGACAGCGAAGUAAAGUUAAAGACCGUCGAGCUGAGCACUUCCCAUCUACAGACGUGUUACUGGAAAAGCCUGAAAACCCACAGCUGGUAAGAGAAAAGCCGGUCGAAACGGAGCAGGGGAAGACGAGUAACAGCCUGAAACACAAAAUUAGCUCACUCCGAUGGAAUGAAAAGUCAAAACCAGCCAAGGGCAGCAGCUCACAAAAUGAGAAAAAAAGGACAUUCAGACAACUGUUCAAGAGCAGAAGACAGACCACGCGGUUCUGACCCUCUUCUCAGACGAGGACGUCACCAAAGAAGUAGCAAAUCAUGAAUGGAUAUUAUUUACACUUUACAUUAACUUGCCAAAUGUAUACAGAUAUUUAUACAGAUGGAGCACAACUGCGACAAUCUUGGUUGAAAUGGCAUUUCUAUCCAUUUUUCAUUUUCAUCAAGUUGGAUAUACACUACCGUUCAAAAGUUUGGGGUCACUUUGAAAUGUCCUUAUUUUUGAAAGAAAAGCACUGUUCUUUUCAAUGAAGAUCACUUUAAACUAAUCAGAAAUCCACUCUAUACAUUGCUAAUGUGGUAAAUGACUAUUCUAGCUGCAAAUGUCUGGUUUUUGGUGCAAUAUCUCCAUAGGUGUAUAGAGGCCCAUUUCCAGCAACUAUCACUCCAGUGUUCUAAUGGUACAAUGUGUUUGCUCAUUGCCUCAGAAGGCUAAUGGAUGAUUAGAAAACCCUUGUACAAUCAUGUUAGCACAGCUGAAAACAGUUGAGCUCUUUAGAGAAGCUAUAAAACUGACCUUCCUUUGAGCAGAUUGAGUUUCUGGAGCAUCACAUUUGUGGGGUCGAUUAAAUGCUCAAAAUGGCCAGAAAAAUGUCUUGACUAUAUUUUCUAUUCAUUUUACAACUUAUGGUGGUAAAUAAAAGUGUGACUUUUCAUGGAAAACACAAAAUUGUCUGGGUGACCCCAAACUUUUGAACGGUAGUGUAUGAUUUCAAAGUUUUGUUUUUUUUUGUAGCUAAGACAAAGUUGUUCUACAGAUAUCUGUCAGAAAACACAACUCAGUGUAAGGUAGAAACGAGAAACCAUCAUGAUGGUGGUUUCAAUGUAUACAGCUAAUGCUAACUUCACUGCAAUUUCAUCCAGGAUGAGAAAUGCAAUGGGUGUUAAAGCCGUGCUACAAAUCCAAAAGGUGUUUCAGCAUAGCAUUCGGAUUACAUCAUGGUUUUGGGUAAGGUUUAAAGCCUGGGUGGGGUUAGGCAUGACUUAGGCUCAUACUACACACUGUUUAAAGCCUGUUUAUUCCAGAACUGUGUUCAUAUAAACCUAAAUAACAAAGCCUUAUGUAAAUGUGUCAGUAUUUUUAAUAAGGGAUAUUAAUAAUGCAAGUUAGAUGCAUUAAGAGAAACAAAGCACCUUACAAUGCCCUAUGCAUUUACACUACACUGUUACCAAGGAGUAAGUCUUUGAUUUUGAUUUAAAAAAAAAAAAAAUUGCAAAUCUGGGACUUACUCCUUAACUUUUUUUUUGUUUUGUUAACUCAGGUAUCUCAAAGAAGCAGGCUGAAAUUUCUCAGGAUUUGAUGAAAUUCAGUAUAUAGCAGUGUGCAUAAUAGUAGGUCUUGUAUUAUAUUUUUAUAUUGUGGUGAUAUAUUUUAUAUUGUCUGCUGUUAAAUUAUUAAGAGAAGAAGACAGGCGUCUCUCGAUCUUUUUAUCAGUGCAGCUCUUUGUUUAGAUGUUUUCUCAGGUAUAUAUGCUAUAUCACAUGUCAAAGCUUCAUAUAUUCAGAUUUCUUUUCACAGUAUUUAUGUAAAAUAGCCUGUGUAUUUGCUUUGUCUUGUAAUUUGUGAAAUUUGUAACGGAUGUACAGUAUAAAGUUCUUGUGGUUAUAUAUACGGUGUUUAUAUGCUCUGUACUUGAGCUUCUGCAACACCUGAAUUUCCCCUCAUGGGGAUCAAUAAAGGAAUAUCUUAUCUUAUUACAUUACA